CUAGCGCUCAAAAUAUACGUUAUCUAGGAAUUUAACGACUCUAAGUAGGUGGGACUUCCUCUCAAUUCUUGCAUCGAGGCCUCCGUUGAAGGGCACAGUCAGGAUUCACACAAGCUAGUCUUCUCCAAGGUCUUGGACUCGCAACCAUCAUGGGAGGUCAUGACGCAGGAUCCCAGCACCAGUUUACUGGGUUUGCCAAGUAUUUCAAUUCGUACACCAUGGUCGGCAGGAGAAAUUGCGUUUUGGCCACAUACGCCGGCAUAGCAGCAAUUGUCCUUUUCUUCAAAUUAAAGCCAAAGAAACAAGCCGCAGUCACUGAAAAGUAACAUGUACAAUUUUAUGUCUACCUGCUAAUAGUGGAGAAGCGUGUGCUUGGAAUGAACUCUUUCUUUGUCCUAUGUAAACAAUAAAGACCAUUUAUGCCCAAAACAUGAAAAACCACGUUUAUUUACAUGUUUAGCUAUAAAAGAACUAUUAUA
Messenger RNA from Corythoichthys intestinalis (scribbled pipefish), 479 nucleotides. It is a transcript of the gene atp5mk, whose product is annotated as ATP synthase membrane subunit k. NCBI's taxonomy places the organism in Eukaryota, Metazoa, Chordata, Actinopteri, Syngnathiformes, Syngnathidae. The record is from RefSeq and is a predicted model, not a curated record. The transcript has 4 exons. The coding region runs from base 150 to 326 and encodes 58 amino acids.